AUGAAAGACGGGGAGGGGGACCUUACCCUGGAGAAUAUUGCGAACGUGAAGAUUAAGGCAUAUCGAAAUAAUAGCAUUUAUGCAGAUGGCAAAGCGGAGGAGGGAAAGCAGGACAAGCGGGAAAGCUUCUACAGUGUGUACAUUUUGACGUACAUAAAGCAUAUCGUGCGGAUAAAGGCGAACUUAGCCUUGCACGGGGGGCUUUACAGCAACUACUUUGAGAAGUAUGAGGAGGAGUCCAUCUCGAAUAUCAUGCUGGAGAAUUUGCUCUCCAAGGAGGGGUGCGACACCCCGAAAGGUAGCGGCAAGCAGGGUCCUGGUGGCAAACAGAGCGGAAGCGGUAACCCCAGUGGAAAUAACAAACAGAGAGGAAGUGGUAAUCCGAGUGGAAAUAACAAACAGACUGGAAGCGGUGAAACAAAGGGGCAGGAUAACCAGGAGGAGCACAAGGACCUCAACUACUCCAUCAAGGAGCUCCUCAAGAAACUGAUAAAGUCCUACAAAAUCAGAGAGAACAAAAUUUUUCUCGUCACGGGAAUGCUGGGCUGCGGAAAAACGACCUGCGUAAGUUUGGCCAUCGAAUACUUUAACAAAUAUUUACAAAUAGAAAAGAACAUGAAUCGAAAAAGCGACAAACGAAGCGUGGGAUUCCUCUCAGCGGAUGACAAUGUGAGCAAGAAGUUGUACAAGAAGACGCCGUAUACCGUGAAAAGCUACCAGCAGGAGGAAGUCUCUCGCUACGAGUCGUCAUCGAGGCACGUGAGGAAGAAGAUUAAGAUUCACUGCGACGAGCCACUUUUUAACUUCACCCCGAGGAAGGGGAGCAAGGGAGACGGCAAGAGCGGCGGCAAGAGUGGCAACAGUGCCUUCGCAAACCGAUACAUCAACAACGACUAUGAGAACAUCUCAUCCGAUGAUGAUUCCUUCGAGGGGAUCCCCCACGCGUGGGAAGAAAGUGAAGCCAACAUGAAUGCGCAACAAAUCAACAUGAACAUAAAAAACAUAUUCGAAAACAACGACCUGUCUCCUCUGAGAAAAAACACAAACAUACGGAACAAAAUUCAAUUUGAGGAACUCUUGAAGGAGCACAAUCAUUUGCCCCAGGUGGAGAACCGAACUGAUGAUGAAAAUCCCGAGUUUAAUGAAAAAUAUAAAAAAAUUGUAGAAGAAAUAAAGAAGGAAGAGAAGGAACAGAGGUGUAUCUACACCAUCCGAAUCAGUGCAUACCUGUACAGAGACGAUGUGCAAUGCAUCAGAUCCAUUCUGAGUCAGCUUCAAAAUUAUGUAGACGAAGGAGAGUCCAAGAUGGAAGGUAAUUUGCUUCUAAACGAUUAUAUUAUCAAAUUGGAAAAAUUACUCAUCCAGAUAAAUAAUGAAAAAAAACAAACUCUCCUCAUCAUCGAAAAUGUAGAAAAAUUCUGUCUACAAACGAAGCAGAAUCUGUUGUAUACUCUCUUCGAUUUACUACACAGAAAAAAUAUCUGUAUUAACAUCAUUUGCCUGACGAACGUCUUGGACAUUACUCAAACGUUGGAAAAGAGAAUAAAAUCGAGGUUCACGUUUGAAAUGCUUCACAUUUCUCCCAUUUUGAACAUCGAGGAAAUUUCCAAACUGGUAUACAAAAUAUUGUAUGUCAAUUUGGACGACUUUCACCUGAUAAAGAAGUACUAUUCUGUUUAUUUUACCUACGUAGAUUUGAUAAAGAUCCAAAGGUUCUUGCAGAUUUAUAAUUCCACUAUGCAGAAGGAGAUAGCCGAUGGGCUUCUCCUAAAGCAGUGGUCCUAUGACAUCAACUAUGGACUCGACAUCAGGCAUAUUUACCACACUUGUGUGGAUGCCAUUUUGUCCAUAUGUGAGUAUAGACAUAUUCUUACUGCCGAACGGGGUGGAGAUGGAAACUGCCAAGAGGGGGGUAAUAACCUCCAUAAGGGUCUCUUCCAGAAGAACGCCCUACUGGAUUCGCACUCAGAACACACUUCCUCAGCAUCUGAUCAGGAAGGAGAAUAUCUCAAGAAGGAUACGUCAAAUUCGAUCGAUGGCGAGGUGAAUCGCCAUGCAGAGGGGGAAGACUCCCAGUAUAACCACUUCUUGGAAGGAGAAAACCUUCGAGAGGCCUCCCCAAUGAAGGGCAGAGGUAGCAGCGUGGAGGACGAUGGCCAACUAGGCAACGAAAAAUUGGGCAUCUUCUCCAAGGAGAAAAAAGCUAACCUCAAGUAUCUUAGAGAACAGAGACCAGGCAAAUUAGACUGCACCCCCGUUAAAAGAAACUUCCACCAAGAUUCUGCAACGGAAGGAAAACAUGCAGGAGGUCGAGAUGGACACUUCCAUCUAGAUAUGAACAUGGAUAUGAGUCCAAGGAAGUUAAAGGAAAAUAUCAAAUUAAAAACCAAGGUGGAAAGUCAAUACAUUUUAAAUAACGUACAGUCCAAGUUCAUAAGAAGACACUACAUUAAAAAAGUGCUCCGAGAUCUCUGCACCAUUGAAUAUAUGAUCCUAUGUGCAUUCACAAGGUUGUACAAAAAAGAGCUACUUCCUAAGACGCUGUAUGUUAUCUUGCUAGAGAUUAAUAAAUUUAAACAAGCCUAUCCUCAAGAACAGAUUGUUGGUUUUUCUCUCGAUGCCUACAGACGAUCCUUCUUUCGGCUGGUCGAUCUGGACAUCAUUGCUCUGUCUUCCUACUCAUUAAGUCAUUUGAAUAUUAAAAAUUUUAGUAACGACCUGUUCGGUCUACAUGAGCCGACCAAGUUCCCUUACUACGACAUCUUCCUUGAGAACAUUGAGUCGUAUAAUUUGAACCACAACUUGAUUCAGUGGGUGAAGCACAACACGGAGGUUAUGCAGUGA
Molecule: messenger RNA, 2844 nt
Organism: Plasmodium inui San Antonio 1
Lineage: Eukaryota; Apicomplexa; Aconoidasida; Haemosporida; Plasmodiidae
Exons: 1
Coding region: 1-2844 (947 amino acids)
Biological process (GO): DNA replication initiation; DNA replication
Cellular component (GO): nucleus; nuclear origin of replication recognition complex
Molecular function (GO): DNA replication origin binding
Source: RefSeq, a predicted model, not a curated record